This is a messenger RNA of Schizosaccharomyces japonicus yFS275, 2920 nucleotides long. Its product is annotated as hydroxyacid dehydrogenase. Bases 333 to 1328 code for a protein of 331 amino acids. The record is from RefSeq and is a predicted model, not a curated record. NCBI's taxonomy places the organism in Eukaryota, Fungi, Ascomycota, Schizosaccharomycetes, Schizosaccharomycetales, Schizosaccharomycetaceae. The transcript is spliced from 3 exons. Gene Ontology annotation, molecular function: NAD binding; oxidoreductase activity, acting on the CH-OH group of donors, NAD or NADP as acceptor.
CAUGGUUCCAGACCGGGAUGGUCUUAAGAAAAGGCUUUAGACUUUAGUUAACAGUUCCAUAAUCGCGCGCAAUAUCAGAUAGUAUUAGGUAAUGACGCUUUAUCUGCCUGUCACAGUUUAGAAUAGAAAAACUUGGGCCUCGAUAUCCGAUGGAGAAUCGGAUACCGCCGAUUCACUCCACCCGAUCAGGGCAGUUUAUUGAUCAAAAAACAGUUUAAAGGAAGACGAUAUUUCGUUAUUUCCUGCAAUCCAUCUUCCAACUAACCUUUUGUCUUCUCGUCAAAGACAGUUUUAGUUUUUUUUUCGCCGAGUUUUAAGAACGAAGUAAAACAAUGUCGAAACCAGCAAUCUUAUUGUGUGGUUCCAUAGUCCAUUCACACGAAAUGUGGUCGAGUCUCUCGUCCAUCGCUACAUUGAAGAUACACGACAGUGGUAGUCGAUUAGAAUUUGUCCAGAAGUGCAAGUCCGGAGAGUUCAACGAUGUAAAAGUGAUCGUUCGGACUGCGCCAUCUGUGUUGCUUACUGGACGUUUUGACGAAGAGCUCGUUGCACAACUUCCUCCAUCGGUCAAAUUCAUCUGUCAUUUAGGAGCCGGCUAUGACCAAGUAGACAUCCCACCCUGUACCAAACGAGGCAUUCGCGUAUCUAAUGUGCCACAAGCUGUAGACGACUCUACCGCAGACACUGCAUUAUUCUUAAUGCUUGGUGCAUUGCGCAGAUUCAACCGUGGACUCUUUGCUCUAAGACGAAACGAAUGGAGAGGAGCAGACGUAACGGUGGGCCACGAUCCACAAGGGAAAACCUUGGGCAUUCUUGGCAUGGGUGGCAUCGGUCGCGUAUUGGCAAGACGAGCACGAAGCUUCGACAUGAAAAUCAUUUAUCACAACCGGAAACAACUCCCGCCUAGCGAAGCAGCAGAUGCGGAAUAUGUAUCAUUCGACGAAUUGCUGGCUCGCUCAGACGUCCUUUCCUUGAAUCUGCCAUUGAACCCACACACGCACCAUAUCAUUGGCGAGGAACAGUUUAAAAAGAUGAAAAAGGGCGUCGUCAUCGUCAAUACAGCUCGUGGCGCUGUGAUGGACGAAGAUGCGCUAGUCAAAGCUCUUGACGACGGAACUGUCUUCUCCGCAGGACUUGACGUUUUUGAGCAUGAACCGAAAAUUCAUCCUGGUUUGAUGAACAAUGAACAUGUGAUGCUUCUUCCGCACCUUGGCACAAACAGUAUUGAAACGCAACGAAAAAUGGAAGAACUGUGGCUGAACAAUGGGAAAAACGCCUUGCUUUGCAACAAACUUUUAACUCCUGUUAUCGAACAAAAGCACUUGUAGAACACAGACACAAGUUACCAAAUAUGCCGGAAAUUAGCUUAAACGCCCACCGACUACUUUCUUUUCUUCUUGUGUUUAUUUUUAUGCACCUUUUUCGAUUGCGAAGAAUCCAAUGAAAUUACAUCGUGAGUUAAUUCACUUGAUUUCCGUUUUUUUCCACUUCCACGUGUAGAAGCCGGACUGUUUGUAACUGAACGCGUCUCCCCAUGCUUUUUUCCAGACUUCCCUUCACGCUUUCUGCGUUCACGUUCGGUCGUUUCAUCAUCUUCACUGUCUUCAUCAGAUCCUUUUUUGACAUCAGAACCUUCAGCAUCUGCCCUGGCAGGCUCUAAGGCCUUAUUAAACAAUCCAAAGCUUGCUCUUCCCGAGUAAUUGGGACGAUCGAUGGCCAGAAACGACGAAUAUCCUGACUCAUAUUCAAUGUUUUUGCUCUGUUUCUUUUGAGUAAUAACAUUUACACCAGGUAAAGUCCAAUGCUCAUCAUUUUGGAUGUGUUUUGCCGAAGCCGAUUCAGCUGUAUCGCUUCCGGUGCUCCCUUGAGCCCGUUGCAUAAACUUCAUACUCAUCAACUUUGAAGACAUCUUUUCUUAUGGCCUAGAAAGACGUCCUGUUGAACUUCUAGAGGAAUAUUAGCGCCAGCGCACUGCUAUAGUGUAUGGUCAACUAAAACUUGACACUGCGGUAGUGAGGACUCCACCACAGUACCAGGCUAUGCCGCGGCAAUACACGGAUACUCCGCGGCAACAAUAACAAAAAAAAUAAAACGUGAACAAUUUGGUCGAAUGGGGUGUGGUUAUCGUAUAAGAAACGAGUGAAUACGAAAUAGAACGAACACUUAGACGUUGAAGGGAUUAGAAACCAAAAGCGCCUCGUUGAUGUCCUCAUACGGCGAGACAGGAUAGGCAGCUUGGCUAAGACCCAAGCUUUCUCUAAACAGGAAUUUGUUCUUGACUUCCACGGCUGCAGGAACAGGAUCAACUUGCUCCGCACAUUUUUGUGAAUGGACGUGAACAGAAAGCUUAGCACAAUUCCGUCCGUUGUAGUGAAUGUAGUCUCUAAAGAAAUCACACAAGUCUUGCUUCGUAGCCUUUCCGACCACAUCAAUCUGCUUGUCUAAACGACGGUAAUCAUAAAAUCCAUCGCAAACACGAGACCAAUAUGUUCCACUCUCUUCCCGCAAAUUUGUGGGCUUCUCUAACAUGAAACUGAUAAGACUGGACUUAUGCUCUUCGAUCUCCUGUUCAGGCAUGUUCAACAACUGUUCAUACAAAACGUCUAACAGUGCUCUAAUACGAUGCUCCAAGUAUACGGGACUACGUUCACUUUGAACAAAUAUACUUAAACCAACAUAAGGCGAAGAUUGACGGAGCAGAGUAAAGACAAUAUAUCCUAGUUGCUCCUUCGUACGCAAAAUAGAGAACGUAGGUUCCUUCAUAAUUUGACGCAUGAGACGAGUGUAAGCACCUGCGCGUUGAUCGCCCAGAUCGGCAAUUUGAAUAUAGUACAUGAUACCAGAGUUAAUGUCGUCCUUGUUAGGUACACGAGCAGUAUAACAGUAAUUGCUGCCCUUCGGCAAUACAACGACACGUUUU